AUGAGCAGCCAUCGCAGAAUUGCGCGGUUUACGCGAGGGAACUGGUUACACAGUCGUACAUUUUGUGUUAAAGAUAUAAUACAGCUGAGCCAAACCAAUAGACAAUCGAAUAUUAGCGUCAAUACAUUGUUUGCCGAUAAGCUUGAACUAUAUCGGGGAUCAUUACCAGAAGAGUUGCGACAACAUGCAACAGCAGGAGCAAUUGCACAGCAUCUGGGUCCCAUAUUGGACUUCCUACACGCUGGCGUUUGGCGUGCCGCCAUGGAGCACGGCUUUACUGUGCCAGAGUUUGGCCACCUUUUUGAAGGGGAGGCGGAGAUGCUCUUUGGAAACAUUUCAUACGUCAAGAAGCACAGCAAGGAGUUUACAUUUGAGGAGGUUUUACAGUUUCUACUGACAACGUUAAGGUCAUUUGAUCCUGCGCAUCUGACAUCCAUCCUCACUGCGUAUCCGGUCUGCCGUCGGGCCGCCAUGGCAAUUAUACUGGAGCAGUACCUGACCGCCGGUCCGUUUAACGAUGUGGAAUCGCAGCUUGUUGCUAACAUCAGCCAACACCUUUUCAAACUACAUCACCGAGCAGCACAGACAAAGAGGAUUAUUGAAUUUUUUCAUGUUUCCAAGUCAGGGGGCACCAGCUUUUGCCAACUUGGCAGGAUGAAUGGCUGCAGGACGCAGAGUUUCGAGACGCACAGAAAUUGCCUGAUCACGUAUUUCAGGUUCAACUUCUACGCCAACGAGCUCGUGAUGCACGACCACAACCGCUCCUGGGUGGGUGUGCACCCCUGUCGCGAGUUUCUCAACGUCGUCAUCUUUAGGGAGCCGCAAUCGCGAGUCGUCAGUCACAUGCAGAACAUCCUCAAGGAGUACGUCAUCUAUUACAAUCAGUCACUGUGGCAGGCCUUCAACCCAAACUCCGUCGACCAGUGGCGUACACUUGCCGUACCUGUGUUCGACAAUUACGUCGUACGGUCGUUGCUAGGCGGUCAGGCUUACAACAUGCCGUACGGCGGUACGAACCACACGCACCUGCUGGCCGCGAAGAUUGUGACGCUGCAGUUCGAAGUGUUGCUCAGUUUGGCCCCCGAAACCUCCGAAUUCACCAGGGACAUCUUUGGGCUGGGACUUGGCUGGCAGUACGACUUACGGCACAUGCAUGUACGGCCGACGAUAAGGCGCCCCGUCGACGAAUUUUCGGCGGAGGUUAUGGAGGCAGUACGUGCCGCGGGACGGUUGGACGAGCAGCUGUACGAAUUUGCACUCGUACUACAAUUGCUGGAUGCGAUUACGUUUGGCAUCGCGCAUGACGUGGCGGGCAUGGAUGGAAUCCUAUCAGCCGACAGCGGCGACGGGGACGGCAGCGGCGGCGACGACGACGGUGGGGCCGUCGUGAUUCCCGCGGGAGGGAACACGACCAGGGCAGCGGACUGGGCUGUAAACGUCAACGUUGCCGCCGCCGCCGCCGCGACGGCCGCGAUGGGAGCAGGGAUGCGGCGCCUUCCGCGAGGCUGUGGGUAUGUUGGUGUACGGCGACCGCCGGACGUCGUCACCACAGAUCGUAUGACGCUGCCGCCAGUGGCGCCGCUGCUCGAGCCGUACAAUCUCCUUGGCGCAGAGUUCCAGUUCGCAUUACAGGAAGUUGGCAGCUUGGUUGUCGCGGGCGGUCGGUGGUUCAAACGCGAGUUCUAUCGGAACUCCACUGCGGCGUUGGACGCAGCGGCCGCGUGGGGCAGGGCAAAGGAGGCGGGGAUAGUGGCGUCUCUAGCCGAGGUAGCUGCUGAGGCGGCUACGUCAAGGGCCAAGGCGGCCAACGCGACGAAGGCUAACCAGGAUGAGGCGGUCGCGGUGGCGGCGCAUUGCGAAAGAGCGAAGGCUAGGGCUGCGGAGCUGGCGGAGGCGGCGGAGAAAGCAGUGAGGGCUGGGGCCCUGGGGGCCGGGAAAGCUAGCGGCAGCAAUGAUGAUGCUUUGGGUGCGGGCAUGUGGACCAGUGGCAUCAUCGGGGUAUGA
Molecule: messenger RNA, 2004 nt
Organism: Volvox carteri f. nagariensis
Lineage: Eukaryota; Viridiplantae; Chlorophyta; Chlorophyceae; Chlamydomonadales; Volvocaceae
Exons: 4
Coding region: 1-2004 (667 amino acids)
Source: RefSeq, a predicted model, not a curated record